Molecule: messenger RNA, 1218 nt
Organism: Blepharisma stoltei
Lineage: Eukaryota; Ciliophora; Heterotrichea; Heterotrichida; Blepharismidae
Source: the annotation of a GenBank genome assembly
AUGACAAUUUGGUAUGUUUGUCUCUCUAUUGCUUUUGCUGCAAUAUCAAUACCUUUAUAUAAAUUAGAUUCAGAGCUUAAUUUUACCAAGCACUCAGUACUAGACAUUAUAUCGCCACAACGUGCACUUUAUACAUCGUCAAGCAUGACCAAUUACCAGAAUGUAAGUCAUAUUUAGUAUCAAUAUUACAUUCGUGCUUCAAUUGGAACCCCUGCACAGGUUUUUACGUUCAUGGUUGAUACAGGGAGCACAUGGGCAUGAAUUGAUUGAAAUAAAUGCUCUAAUUGCCAUACGGGCACAAAAUUCGAUCCAGAAACGUCUUCUAGUUAUCAUAACACCAGUCAAAUCGAAUCAAUAACUUAUCUGAAAGGAAGCACAAAAGGCUAUAUAAGCACUGAUAUUUUUUCAAUUGGGGAUGAUGCCUCCCUUUCUGUAUACGGCCAUUCUUUUCUUCUAGUUUAUGAAGAGGCAGACAAUGAUAACAUGCAAAUGGAUGGCUUGAUUGGAUUUGCAUUUGAUGCCUUAAGUGGUGGGACAAAUUCAUUGAUGAGCUCUCUGAAAAAUCAAGGGAGAAUUCAGAAACAGCAGUUUUCUGUUUAUUUGAAUGAUGCAAGGAGCUAUACAGAUUUGGUAAGCCUUGGCAGUUCGCUCUUAAUGAUUGAUGGAUAUGAUCUCAGCAAAUAUUCAUCACAAGGAAGCUUUACCUAUAUUGACUUAGCCAAUUAUAUGGGGCAUUGGGUCGUUGAGUGUGAUGGUGUUGAUUUUAAUGGAACUAAAUUAACUGAAGCUCAAACAGCAAUUAUUGACACUGGAACUAGUUUAAUUAUCGGCCCCCAAGCUAGUGUGCUUAAAAUACUGCAAAUUCUUUAUUACCAAUUUGAUUGUAGCGCCGAUACCCAAAAUAACAUAUAUUGCAAUUGCGAUAGUGCUUAUCCUGAUCUAAAAUUUAUACUUUCUGGGCAUACGUUUGCGAUUAAGCCGAUUGAUUAUUUUAUGGUUUCUCAAGGAAGAUGCUACCCAGUAUUUGGUUAUAGCAGUUCAUUAAACUUCUGGCUCUUGGGAGAUAGCUUUAUCCGGCGAUUUUAUAUCAAUUUUGAUAUGGAAAAAAGGCGAAUUGGCUUUGCAAAAAUAAAAAGCUUGAAUGAUUUAGGCAUCGGCAUUGAAAGCAUUCCGCUAUGGAAAAUGCUUUUACUCAUAAUAAUCACUCUAGAUAUUUAA